AUGGCGCCAAUUAAGCCAUCCUCGCGGAAUGAACCUGCGCCCACCCGCCCGCGACUGCAGUCCAUCAACCAAGAUUUCUCAGAUCUAGACGAACAACUUCGUCAAGCCGCGCAUAUAAUAGGGCUUCCAGGCGACUGGACGGUUAUAGAAGAGGGGGAGGUGCGAUCUACGGUCAUACAAACUCUUGUUCGCGCACGAGCAGAGUGGGUUCUGCGCUGGGUACUGGACAAAUUGAAGGAUGAGGCGGAUGCAGGCAAGACUGCACGGGGAAAUGCCACAGCAUGGCAGCUUUUGGACUGGAUGAUGCACGUGCUCCCAGUCUCACGUAGCGCACCACAUCUACGCGAUGCUGGCUUUCCUUCUAUCCUCGAGCGGACGCUACUGGAGAACUUCGAUAACGACUCUAGUCUCCAAUCCUCUACCUCUGAUGACGUCCACAUGGAGGAUGCUUCCGAGUCGAGUGAGACGGUUCGCGAGGAUUCUCAGCCAUCGCGGAAACGAAAGCGAGGAACAGUCAACACCAGUCCCUCGAAACGGGCGGCGCUUGUAUCCACCAACCGCAAACAGCUAUUUCAUGUAGUCAGAGCUGCUAUAGCCUCUAUCGCAAAUUUGGCUACGCCGGACAGCAAGAGCGAUGACAUCACACAAACUGAGCUUAUGAAAAUGGUGCUAAGGACCGAAAGCGCGCAAGCUUCGCGAAUCCUGAGGUUCUGGUUCACGGCUGUGCAUCAGAUCAUGGCUACCGCUUCAUCUUCGGUUCAAACUACGCCAAAUAUAGACCAGUACCUCGACCUUUCCCUUGCCCAGGGAAUAUGGGAACUGCGUGCUGUUGACUCGAAGGAUGAAGCAGGAGCCUCCGCUGAUGAAUUCAGCACGGAGUGCCUUGUCCCUGCUCUGUCACUUCUCGAUGGUCUCACGUCGACACGUCAAUCUGAGCAUACGCCAUGGUCAUCAAAGGCCGUCGACCGCGCGAUCCAAGUAAUUGAUAAGCUGUUAGCGAGGCAUUUGUUUGCGCCGUCUAGACAAGUUUUCUUCGCCGAUGUCCCUGUGGAGUCUGCCAACUCUGGCUCAAAGUUUCGAGAAGCGAAAGCGCUAGCUACCUACCUAGAACCGCUUCGUGCAAAGCUCCUCCAGGCUGCACAGAUUGAGGAUGCUGGUGAGACUCUGCCCGCCGACUUUGCGCGCCUUUUCGACGCCGUACCACAUCUACUAGACUUGGCCAUACGUGCUUCGCCCUCUAGAACACCUAAAGGCAGGCUCGUAGAAAAGCCAUGGAUCCAGGCGACCUUUCAAUCGCUUGCUGAAUGCGCAGGGUGCUCGCUGAGCGCUCCGCCAACGCAUGUCACACGCCAGACCGCUGUCGCUGCUCUUGGUGGCGCUCUUCGCACUCUUCAACUGCACAACGUUAGUAUCGAUUCUGAAACAUUGGAGAACCUCUUUUGGUACCAUUGCGGGGUCAAGUACCCUGAGCGCGAAGCCAAGGAAGUGCACUGGUCACUGAUUGCUUCCUUGAUUCAGCUUGAUCCUUCAGUGUUUGUUGCAGAACCAAAAUCAACCGGCCUCAAGAGUACACAAAAGCAACAGGCUGAUCUCGCGGAGUUCAUCUUCGAACAGAUAUCGGUCGUCGAGUUCGGCGUUGGCUUCGCUGAUGAUACACUGCCGGACGUCAUCGACCUAGUAAAGGUCGGCAAGCAAACCAGUUUCCGCACAGGAAGGACCGAAAUACUCGAACGCAUCAUUGUCCCACUAAUGUCGGCUUUCGCGCGAAACCGAAAUCUACUUGGUUUUCUCCGCAGGUGGGACCAUCAGUUAGUGAGGAGCUACAGACAUGACAACCGAAAGGCCCUAAAAGAGCGAAAAGAUCCUAUCUGGGAAGAUCGCACGAUCAACAAAGCUUUGAUGGGGUUACUCGAACAGUCUUUGACGCAAGGUCAGAUUGCAACUCUAAUGCAAGAGCACGCCAAGCGCAUGACUGAACUUGGCGACGCCAUGGAGACUGAAUCAAAAGAAGGCGUCAACGUCAAGAAACUCGCUGCUUACAAAAAUGCCUCGAGUAGCGCGGUAAUGCUCCCAGCCAUGCUACAAUCGAUCCAAUUGGAUGAGACUAUCGAAUCUCUCAAGCCACAUCUUCACUCACUACUCUUGUCCUACAUUACCUGGGUACAAGUCGAUCGCUACAGUUUGCAUUCACGGCUUGCCUUCUCCUGGUUCACUUUGUGCCAACUCUUGUCGAAAUUGUGGCCCAUCGAGCUACAUAGCUCCGCAAAGAUGCAACAAGAAUUGCUCAUUCCGCUCGUUGAACAAGCUACGAAGGACAUGUCUUCAGCACGCAAAGAUCAAAAUGGGAGACGCGUAGACUCGCUCACACGUGCAGCAGCGAUGCUUUUCUUGCUCGAUUCAUGCGACCAUUUGAAGACUGUACCAGGCUCCGAGGACCUGAUUCAGACAAGUCUACGCAAAGUUAUGAAAUGUCUAUCUUCUAGUCAUCUUGAGUCGAAGGAAUACGCGAAGAUGAUCGAGUUCUUUUGCGCCGAUUUUGUCAUCCUAUUUGGACAUCUGAACGCAGAGGCAUGUCAAGAGUCACUACAUACAUUACUCUUGAGGCUAUCAGAAUUUGACGUUGAGAAAGGUAGUCUCAUUAGUAGCUCGCUUUCUCGGUCAAUCAUCGAAGAAGGAAGCGCGUCACUCCAAAACGCGUACUAUACGGCGCUCCUAGAGAUCCUUUCACGGGACAAGGAGAGCCACCUGCAUGGCAUGGUUCUCAAAUCGUUCUUGCACACGCACCCUUCGGCGUUUCCGCGAGAAAGAAGGGAAGCAACGUUAGACCGGCUAACCGAGCUUGUUGCUUUGCAGCCAUGGGCAACAACUGAACUCCUCAGUGUUAUGGCGCAUCUAAUGGUGGUACCCAACGCAACAUCCAAGCUAUGCACCGAUGGCAGCGUCAUUUUCGACAUUGCUGAUAAGCUUAACAAGCAAGGCCGAAACUCGUCUGCAUCGCUGCAGCUAUUCCGGCAAAUCGUAAAGUCGAUCCUCGGCCAUGUCAUACCAAACCAAGAUCAAGCACAGAGCAACUUGUUCCUCGAUGAGUUUGCUGGUAUGCUUAACUCAAUCACGAAAGCGUCGAAGCAAUGUUCUGCGCCGAGACUCUCUAUCUUGCGUGCCACAAUCUUGGCCCAAAAACAAAUGGAGCUGCUUGACAUCAAGCGAUACGUUAAGCUGCUCCAACAAUGUCUCACUGACGAUGGUGAUGAAACUGCUCCCCUAGAGGAGGUUCUGGACGCCUUCAACGAUAUACCUACUUCCGCGCUGGAGAAAGCUGAUUACCUCGCUAAAACGGGGGCAUGGCUUCGCACAUGGGUCAAGGACAACAGCGACCUAGACUCCUACAUGGCGUCCCCCGGUCAAAGUCCACUUGAGUUGGGUGAAUAUGUUGCACGCCUUCACAAAACUGUGGCCAGAUUUAAGCUUUAUCCCAGCGAGAAGUGGCUCAUUGAUUUGACUCUAAGGCUGUCAAAAGAGCCGAUCGCCGACGGGUUGAAAAGGUCUGCGCUCGAAACAUUGAAGGGGGCUCUAUCGUCUCUUCCGACUCAAGACAAGCUGAGCUUAGUCCCUGUCUUGACUGAUGUCACCAAUCCACUUGAUCGAGCAGCAUCUUAUGGUAUACUCAAUGAUCUCAUCAUAACCUGGGACGACAAAAUUGAAGAGGGUGUCGGGUUGAAGCAGAAACAUCUCGCGUUACUUCCUAGAAUUUGUGUUCUGCUUGUCGAGAGUCCAGACCAUGCAUGCUUCAACGCCCUUCUCAACAGCAUCAACACUAUCCUUAACGAUAGACCCUCCUUCGCCUCGCAAUAUGGCAUCGAAUGCGUUCUCAGCGCCCUCGUCAAAGUCACUUCGCGAAGCAGCGCAGCGCUCUCAGCUCGCCACGCCACCGAUAUCUUCUCCCGCCUCUGCGAGACAAGCCGCCUCAUACUACUAGUACAUCGCGGUCGUCUAGGUGGGCGCUUCCACCUCCUCCUUCCACUGCUCCAGGGCCUGUUAUUCUGCCUGUUCAUUCCGAAUGUUAGCCGCAGUGGUGCUCUUCCAUCUUGGCUACGAACAGUCACUUCGACCGACCCUAUCCGCCUCAAGGCCGUAAACGCGAAUCAAUACUCACGCCUCCUCUCCACGCUUUGCAACCCCCCGCAAUCAUCUAUUACCAAAGCGCACCACUACCAAUCCUCUCGCAAAUCAAAAGAUCUCAACGACCCUGUCAAAGCCGCGCGCGAAAAGACGAGUCAAUUCCUUUACCCGCUUCUUGCGUCGUUUUGCCGCUUCCAAUUGAACGGAAGGCUAGAAGCGGGAGUGAGAGAAAAGCUAAUGGUGGGGAUAUUUGAGGUAAUCGGGACAGCGGGUUUGCACAAGGAGGCGCUUGAUGCCAUGUUUGCAGGUUUAGGUCGGAGCGAGAGAGACGUGUGGAGGGGCUUGUGGAGCGAGUGGGAGGGUGUUCAUGGACGGAGGCAGGUGCUUGGGCACGGCGAAUGA
This is a messenger RNA of Cucurbitaria berberidis CBS 394.84, 4521 nucleotides long. RefSeq lists its product as uncharacterized. Gene Ontology annotation, biological process: ribosome biogenesis. Lineage: Eukaryota; Fungi; Ascomycota; Dothideomycetes; Pleosporales; Cucurbitariaceae. The transcript has 2 exons. Gene Ontology annotation, cellular component: nucleolus. The coding region runs from base 1 to 4521 and encodes 1506 amino acids. The record is from RefSeq and is a predicted model, not a curated record.